ACUUCCGGACCAGGGCUGGGCGGGUGCCAUGUGAGCCCAGUCUAGCUUCCCCUCCUGUUCACCCGCCUUCCUUCCCUCCUCCUGUCUGCUGGUAUCUGCCCAACCUCUCCAAAGAGGGACACUUGACAUCAUGUCUCUGCUCAACCCUGUCCUGUUGCCCCCCAAUGUGAAGGCGUAUCUGAGUCAGGGAGAGCGCUUCAUCAAGUGGGACGAUGAAACUUCAAUUGCCUCUCCAGUUAUCCUCCGUGUGGACCCCAAGGGCUAUUACUUAUACUGGACAUAUCAGAGUAAGGAGAUGGAGUUUCUGGACAUCACGAGCAUCCGAGACACUCGCUUUGGCAAGUUCGCCAAGACGCCCAAGAGCCAGAAACUCCGAGAGGUCUUCAACAUGGACUUUCCAGACAACCACUUCCUGCUGAAAGCACUCACCGUGGUGUCUGGCCCGGACAUGGUGGACCUCACCUUCCACAACUUCGUCUCUUACAAGGAGAAUGUGGGCAAGGACUGGGCUGAGGAUAUACUGGCUCUCACCAAACACCCCAUGACAGCCAAUGCUCCCCGAAGCACUUUCCUAGACAAGAUCCUGGUGAAGCUUAAGAUGCAGCUCAACCCUGAAGGGAAGAUCCCUGUGAAGAAUUUUUUCCAGAUGUUUCCUGCUGAUCGCAAACGAGUAGAAGCUGCCCUCAGUGCUUGUCACCUUGCAAAAGGCAAGAAUGAUGCCAUCAAUCCCGAGGACUUCCCAGAGUCUGUGUACAAGAGCUUCCUCAUGAGUCUCUGUCCUCGGCCAGAAAUCGACGAGAUCUUCACUUCUUACCAUGCUAAAGCUAAACCCUACAUGACCAAGGAGCACCUGACCAAAUUCAUCAAUCAGAAGCAGCGAGACGCUAGGCUCAACUCCUUGCUGUUCCCGCCUGCCCGGCCUGAGCAGGUGCAGACGCUCAUCGACAAGUACGAACCCAGCGGCAUCAAUGUGCAGAGGGGCCAGCUGUCACCAGAGGGCAUGGUCUGGUUUCUCUGUGGACCAGAGAACAGUGUGCUAGCCCACAAUACACUGCUGCUCCACCAGGACAUGACCCAGCCACUGAAUCACUACUUCAUCAACUCCUCACACAACACCUACCUGACAGCUGGCCAGUUUUCAGGCCUUUCCUCAGCUGAGAUGUACCGCCAGGUGCUCCUGUCUGGCUGCCGUUGUGUGGAGUUAGACUGUUGGAAGGGGAAGCCCCCCGAUGAGGAGCCCAUUAUCACCCAUGGCUUCACCAUGACCACAGAUAUCUUGUUCAAGGAAGCAAUUGAAGCCAUUGCAGAAAGUGCCUUUAAGACCUCUCCCUAUCCUGUCAUCUUGUCGUUUGAAAACCACGUGGACUCACCCCGCCAACAGGCUAAGAUGGCCGAGUACUGCAGGACUAUGUUUGGAGAAACCCUGCUCACAGAUCCCCUGGAAAAAUUCCCUCUGAAGCCUGGCAUCCCUCUGCCCAGCCCUGAGGACCUCCGGGGCAAGAUCCUCAUUAAGAAUAAGAAGAACCAGUUUUCUGGGCCAGCAUCCCCCAGCUUCCCUGGUGGGCAGAAACCUGGUGGGGAGGCCGAGGGCAGCGGCCCGUCUAGUGUCCCUAUUGAGGAGGACACAGUGUGGACUGCUGAGGACCGGACUGAGGUGGAGGAGGAGGUAGUGGAGGAGGAGGAAGAGGAGGAGUCAGGAAACCUGGAUGAAGAAGAGAUAAAGAAGAUGCAGUCGGAUGAGGGUACAGCAGGCUUGGAGGUGACAGCUUAUGAGGAAAUGUCCAGCCUUGUCAAUUACAUCCAGCCCACCAAGUUCAUCUCCUUUGAGUUCUCUGCACAGAAGAACAGAAGUUACGUCAUCUCCUCCUUCACGGAGCUCAAGGCCUAUGAGCUGCUCUCUAAGGCCUCGAUGCAGUUUGUGGACUACAAUAAACGCCAGAUGAGCCGAGUGUACCCCAAGGGCACACGCAUGGACUCUUCCAACUACAUGCCCCAGAUGUUCUGGAAUGCUGGAUGCCAGAUGGUUGCCCUCAAUUUCCAAACAAUGGACCUGCCAAUGCAGCAGAACAUGGCACUGUUUGAGUUCAACGGGCAGAGUGGAUACCUCCUGAAGCAUGAGUUCAUGCGCAGGCUGGACAAGCAGUUCAACCCCUUCUCAGUGGACCGCAUUGAUGUGGUGGUAGCCACCACCCUUUCCAUCACGGUGAUCUCUGGGCAGUUCCUGUCAGAGCGCAGCGUUCGCACCUAUGUGGAAGUGGAACUCUUCGGCCUCCCAGGGGACCCCAAGAGGCGCUAUCGCACCAAGCUGUCACCUACUACUAACUCCAUCAAUCCUGUCUGGAAAGAGGAGCCCUUCGUCUUUGAGAAGAUCUUGAUGCCUGAGUUGGCCUCCCUCAGGAUAGCUGUGAUGGAAGAAGGCAACAGAUUCCUUGGGCACCGAAUCAUCCCCGUCAACGCCUUACACUCUGGAUACCACCACUUGUGCCUGCGCAGUGAGAGCAACAUGCCUCUUACCAUGCCCGCCCUCUUCAUCUUCCUGGAGAUGAAGGACUAUGUACCCGACACGUGGGCAGAUCUUACUGUGGCUCUCGCCAACCCCAUCAAGUACUUCAAUGCCCAUGAUAAGAAGUCUGUGAAGCUCAAGGAGGUGACAGGAAGUCUGCCUGAGAAGCCCUUCUCGUCCGGGAUUCCUGUUGCCAGCCAGUCCAAUGGAGCAUCAGUCCCAGCAGGCAACGGGUCAACAGAGCCACAGACCACCAGCUUGGAGGAGCUGCAGGAGCUGAAGAGCGUGGUGAAGCUGCAGCGGAGACACGAGAAGGAGCUUCGAGAGCUGGAGCGGCGUGGAGCCAGGCGCUGGGAAGAGCUGCUGCAGCGUGGCACCGCACAGCUGGCAGAACUCGGGGCUCCAGCAGCUGGCUGCAGGCUCCGCCCGGGCAAGGGCUCCCGCAAGAAGAGGACCCUGCCCUGUGAGGAGACUGUCGGGGUGGCACCUAGCGAGCUUCCCGAGGGUGCAGACCCGCGCGUGCAGGAGCUGAAGAACAGGCUGGAGCAGGAGCUGCAGCAGCAAGGCGAGGAGCAGUAUCUCUCUGUCCUCAAGCGCAAGGAGCAGCACGUGACCGAGCAAAUCGCCAAGAUGAUGGAGCUGGCCAGAGAGAGACAGGCUGCGGAACUCAAGACCUUCAAGGAGACCUCAGAAACUGACACCAAAGAGAUGAAGAAAAAACUGGAGGCCAAGAGGCUGGAACGGAUCCAAGCCAUGACCAAAGUCACCACAGACAAGGUGGCCCAGGAGAGGCUCAAGAGAGAGAUUAACAACUCCCACAUCCAGGAAGUGGUGCAGGCUAUCAAGCAGAUGACGGAGACCCUGGAGCGGCACCAGGAGAAGCUGGAAGGGAAGCAGACCGCCUGCCUGGAGCAGAUACGGGAGCUGGAAAAGCAGUUCCAGGAGAAGGCGCUGGCUGAGUAUGAGGCCAGGAUGAAGGGCCUGGAGACGGAAGUAAAGGAAUCAGUGAGGGAUUGCUUCAAGGCCUGCUUCCCCACUGAAACAGAGGACAGGCCUGAGGGGUCCUGCGAGGCCCCCAAAGAGUUGUGUCCACAGGAACCACUCAUGAACAAAGCAGACACCCAGGAGAGCCGCCUCUGACGCCACCAUCCUCACUCAGACAUUUUAGCAAGGAUAGUCACACCCUUCUCUGGAACAUGCUUCUAUUCCCUAGAAGAGAAGAACCCUGCUACUCGGGGGCUGUGGGAGCCUGUGUCUUCCUUGGAUGUUCCAGGAAAAGGCAGGAAGAAGAGACCACCAGCGUGAAGAACCCACUUGGAAUCC
Peromyscus eremicus (cactus mouse) is the source of this 3826-nucleotide messenger RNA. RefSeq names its product phospholipase C beta 2 (gene Plcb2). The transcript is spliced from 31 exons. The record is from RefSeq and is a predicted model, not a curated record. NCBI's taxonomy places the organism in Eukaryota, Metazoa, Chordata, Mammalia, Rodentia, Cricetidae. Gene Ontology annotation, molecular function: phosphatidylinositol-4,5-bisphosphate phospholipase C activity; calcium ion binding. Gene Ontology annotation, biological process: lipid catabolic process; phosphatidylinositol-mediated signaling. The coding region runs from base 131 to 3643 and encodes 1170 amino acids.